AACGUGGCCCAGUUCUACCGGGGGGUCUGUUUGGGCAAUUCCGCGGGGAGCUCUGGUGGGGCUGCCUACGCCAACAAUGUGUUGGUCAACAACAGCGUCUUUGACGGCAACCAGUGCGGUACCAAUGGGGGGGCCAUCUACUCGGGCGAAAGCCUGGACGCCACUCUGGGCCACUUUGCAGAUAACUUGGGUAUGGCUAGGCCGUAUGCUCAUACACAUGCUCAAGGCAGUGAGUGGUAUGGUAUGGUGUUUUAG
Molecule: messenger RNA, 255 nt
Organism: Sphaeroforma arctica JP610
Lineage: Eukaryota; Ichthyosporea; Ichthyophonida
Exons: 1
Source: RefSeq, a predicted model, not a curated record